CAAGGAUUAAAUACUGCCCGUGGAGGGGUCCGGGUCACAGCUGCCCCAAAAGCUGAGCCCCCACCAAGUGAGAAGAGGCUGCGAGGGAACGGGAGGGGCAGGCCAGGAGAGAGAGAAGGAAGGAGGGGCGCUGACCAGGCUGCGUCCCCCCCACGGGGCCAGCUCAGAUUCAGCUCCAGGAGCAGCCCAGCUGCAGAAGCCUUCGGUGAAGGACAGCAGGCGGACGGACACACAGACGGGGAUCCUGGGCCGGGAAGUCCUCAGCCCCGAGCCACCCGGCCGGGCCUGGCCCCCAUGGCCUUCAAUGACCUCCUGAGGCAGCUGGGGGGCAUCGGCCGCUUCCAGAAGGCCCAGGUCACCCUGGUCAUCCUGCCCCUGCUCCUGAUGGCCUCCGGGCGGCCCGAGUCCUGCCUCCGCUUCACCUCCCCACAAAGGGGGCUGCCCUUUCCCAACGGCACGGAGGCCAACGGCACGGAGGCCACGGAGCCCUGCACCAAUGGCUGGAUCUACGACAACAGCACCUUCCCGUCCACCAUCGUGACCGAGUGGGACCUCGUGUGCUCGCACCGGGCCUUGCGCCAGCUGGCUCAGUCCCUGUACAUGGUGGGGGUGCUUCUGGGAGCCAUCGUGUUCGGACACCUGGCAGACAGGCUGGGCCGCCGGAAGGUGCUGAUCCUGAGCCACCUGCAGAUGGCCGCGUCGGGGACCUGCACAGCCUUCGCUCCCAGCUUCCCCAUCUACUGUGCCUUCCGGCUGCUCUCGGGCAUGUCAACAUCUGGCAUCAUCCUCAACAGCAUGACCCUGAACUUGGAGUGGAUGCCCAUCCACACGCGGGCAUAUGUGAGCACGCUGGCCGGCUACGUCUUCAGCCUGGGCCAGUUGAUCCUGGCGGGCACCGCCUACGCCGUACCCCACUGGCGCUACCUGCAGCUGCUGGUCUCCGUGCCCUUCUUUGUCUCCUUCGUCUACUCCUGGUUCUUCAUCGAGUCAGCCCGCUGGUACGCCUCCUCCGGGAGGCUAGACCUCACCCUGAAGGCCCUGCAGAGAGUGGCCCAGAUCAACAGGAAGCGGGAGGAGGGGGCCAAGCUCAAUAUGGAGGGCCUCCGGUCCAGUCUGCAGAAGGAGCUGACCAUGGGCCCAGGCUCGGCCUCGGCCCUGUGGGUGUUGGACCUGCUGCGAGGGCAGAGACCAGUCUGGUUCGCCACCAGCUUCGCCUACUACGGGCUGGUCAUGGACCUGCAGGGCUUUGGGGUGAGCAUCUACCUCAUCCAGGUCAUCUUCGGAGCCGUGGACCUGCCUGCCAAGUUUGUGGGCUUCGUGGCCAUCAACCACCUGGGUCGGCGGCCGGCCCAGAUCGCCGCCCUGCUGCUGGCGGGCAUCUGCAUCCUGGCCAACGGGGUGAUACCCCGGGAUCAGUCCACGGUCCGAACCUCCCUUGCUGUGCUGGGCAAGGGCUGCCUGGCUGCCUCCUUCAACUGCAUCUUUCUAUACACUGGGGAGCUGUACCCCACAAUGAUCCGGCAGACAGGCCUGGGGAUGGGCAGCACCAUGGCCCGCGUGGGCAGCAUCGCGAGCCCCCUGGUGAGCAUGACCGCCGAGCUCUUCCCCUCCAUGCCUCUCUUCAUCUACGGCACUGUCCCCGUGGUCGCCAGCGCCGUCACCGCCCUCCUGCCGGAGACGCUGGGCCAUCCCCUGCCGGACACGGUGCAAGACUUGGAGGACAGGAGGAGAGGGAAACCGCGGCGCCAGCAGCAAGAGCAGCAGAAGCAGAUGGUCCCGCUCCAGGCCUCGGCGCAAGAGAAGAAUGGACUCUGAGCGCGGAGAACGGGCCCUACAGAGCCCACAGGGAGCGCCCGUCCUGCAGGGCCUGGGCCACCCGCAGGAGGAGGGAGCAGGGGC
Molecule: messenger RNA, 1899 nt
Organism: Myotis davidii
Lineage: Eukaryota; Metazoa; Chordata; Mammalia; Chiroptera; Vespertilionidae
Gene: SLC22A6
Product: solute carrier family 22 (organic anion transporter), member 6
Exons: 11
Coding region: 295-1815 (506 amino acids)
Biological process (GO): transmembrane transport
Cellular component (GO): membrane
Source: RefSeq, a predicted model, not a curated record